Gadus morhua (Atlantic cod) is the source of this 4932-nucleotide messenger RNA. RefSeq names its product kelch like family member 28 (gene klhl28). The transcript has 6 exons. NCBI's taxonomy places the organism in Eukaryota, Metazoa, Chordata, Actinopteri, Gadiformes, Gadidae. Gene Ontology annotation, molecular function: protein binding. Bases 155 to 1870 code for a protein of 571 amino acids. The record is from RefSeq and is a predicted model, not a curated record.
UCCGUUAUAAAACCCCUGUGGUCGCCGUGCGCAGACGACGCUACGCUCGCCUACGUUGUUUUCCUCAUCGCCGGGGUUCCACAGAUUGCCGCUGAACUACGCUACUGCGAAGUCGGUAUUGACAGCGGCACAACAGACGCGGAAUAAGUUACAGAUGGACCAGCAGGCCCAGUCCUAUAUGCUUGCCAGUUUAACACGGCCUCACUCAGAGCAGUUGCUGCAGGGCCUACAGCUUCUGCGGCAGGAUCAUGAACUGUGUGACAUUGUACUGCGUGUGGGUGAUGCUAAGAUCCAUGCCCAUAAAGUAGUGCUGGCCAGCAUCAGCCCCUACUUCAAGGCCAUGUUCACUGGGAACCUGUCUGAAAAGGAAACGUCGGAAGUGGAAUUCCAGUGUAUCGACGAGGCUGCGCUUCAGGCCAUCGUGGAGUAUGCCUACACGGGCACAGUCUUCAUCUCCCAGGAGACAGUGGAGUCGCUCCUGCCUGCCGCCAACCUGCUCCAGGUGAAACUGGUGCUCAAGGAGUGCUGCUCCUUCCUUGAGAGCCAGUUGGACGCCGGGAACUGCAUCGGCAUCUCUCGCUUUGCCGAGACGUACGGCUGCCACGACCUGUGUUUGGCCGCCACCAAAUUCAUCUGUCAGAACUUUGAGGAAGUGUGCAAAACGGAAGAGUUUAUCGAGCUGACGCGGGCCGAGCUGGACGAGAUUGUUUCCAACGACUGUCUAAAGGUGGUCACGGAGGAGUCAGUGUUCUUCGCGCUGGAGUCCUGGAUCAAGUACGACGUGACCGAGAGGCAGCAGCAUCUGGCGCAGCUGCUGCACUGCGUGCGCUUGCCUCUCCUCAGUGUCAAAUUCCUCACGCGCCUUUACGAAGCCAACCACCUUAUACGUGACGACCACGCAUGCAAGCACUUACUCAACGAGGCCCUUAAAUAUCACUUCAUGCCAGAGCACCGGCUCUCCUACCAGACGGUGCUGUCCACCAGACCCCGAUGUGCCCCCAAGGUGCUGCUUGCGGUCGGGGGCAAGGCGGGUCUUUUUGCCACGCUAGAAAGCAUGGAGAUGUACUUCCCACAGACGGACUCGUGGAUAGGGCUGGCCCCACUCAGCGUGCCUCGAUACGAGUUUGGCGUGGCGGUGCUGGACCAGAAGGUGUACGUGGUGGGGGGCAUCGCCACGCACAUGAGGCAAGGCAUCAGCUACCGCAGACUAGAGAGCACCGUGGAGUGCUGGGACCCCGACAGCAACACCUGGUCCUCGGUGGAGCGCAUGGCCGAGCGCCGCAGCACCCUCGGAGUGGUGGUCUUGGCGGGGGAGCUCUACGCGCUGGGCGGCUACGACGGCCAGUACUACCUCCAGUCGGUGGAGAAAUACGUCCCCAAAUUGAAGGAGUGGCAACCCGUGGCGCCCAUGAGCAAGUCCCGUAGCUGCUUUGCCACUGCCGUGCUGGAUGGCAUGGUGUAUGCCAUCGGGGGCUACGGCCCGGCGCAUAUGAACAGUGUGGAGCGUUACGACCCCAGUAAGGAUGCCUGGGAAAUGGUAGCCCCCAUGGCAGACAAGAGGAUCAACUUUGGGGUCGGAGUCAUGUUGGGAUUCAUCUUUGUGGUGGGCGGACACAACGGUGUGUCCCACCUCUCCAGCAUCGAGCGGUACGACCCGCACCAAAACCAAUGGACCGCCUGUCGACCAAUGAAUGAACCGCGAACUGGUGUCGGCUCCGCCAUCGUGGACAACUACCUCUAUGUGGUGGGGGGCCACUCGGGGUCGUCCUACCUGAACACUGUCCAGCGCUACGACCCCAUUUCGGACAGCUGGCUGGACUCCAGUGGCAUGAUGUACUGCCGCUGUAACUUUGGCCUGACUGCCCUUUGACCCAUGGCCCAGCCGGCCAGGACUCCGUAAGAGAAGACUCGGGACGAAAAGGCGGUUCUUUUUGUUUCUCUUUCCUCUUUCCCCCCACCUUCCCCCCCCCUCCCCCCCGACCCCCCCCCGCGCUCAGCCUCCAGGGCCCGUACGAGGCACCUCGCCGACGUGAUUCCCCAGAGGAGGGAGCCUGCUGGGUGGGUACAUGCUCCAGGGCCAGCUAGCUCGCUCGCUCGCUAGCUAGCUGGUGCAGAGGAGCACCAAGAUGGCGGCACAAAAUGAAGAGGUGCUGCUCAAUGGGGUAGGAGGAGAAUGAGGACAGGCAGUUGUCACCGAGGCGAUGAAGAGACGGCCGCUGCUGUACUCUGCAGCUGAGCCCUUUAACACGGGCAAGAAAUCUGUAACUUUUUUAUUUUGGUGUGUGUGUGUGUGUGUGUGUGUGUGUGUGUGUGUGUGUGUGUGUGUGUGUGUGUGUGUGUGUGUGUGUGUGUGUGUGUGUGUGUGUGUGUGUGUGUGUGUGUGUGGCUUCAUUAAAAAAAUAAAUAUAAAUCUUUAAUUACUUUAAGAAGGGCUGCCUUUUUUCUCUCCUGUAAAUAGUCCAAAUGGUUUGUGUACUGAUUCAGUGGUCAAUGGAGAGAUGACCCACCCUCACAGGCCCAGGCCAACACACAGGUGGCUGUGCUUUCAACAUACACCCCCCCCCCCCCCCCCCCACAUGUCUGUUUCUGCCUAACCCUGGGAGCCAAUGAGAAAUGCCUGUUACACCUCUGUGCGUCGGUGUGUUAUUUCUCUGGAAAAGCAACCUGGAUCCUACCCUCCUCCCCCCUGGAUUAAUAACCAAUACUAACUGGUGCUAUAUGUAGGAUUCAGGAGCCCUUUCUGUUCGUCGCCUAACAUAAAUUAUUGUUAAUAUAAAUAAUUUUGUUUUUUUUCUUGACCGUUUUUAGUUUACUUCUAUUCAGCUGGAACGUUAGUCUGCUUUGAAAUGCCCCUGAAUCUUACACCUCCUGACCUGCCCAUGCAAUAAAACAAAAUCUCCGUCCCAUUUAAAGCAAUGCUUUUGGCUUAAAAACCUAUACAUUCCUGUCCAUAUUGCGUAAGGUUGGUAUAAUUGGACAUUGGUGUGAUCUUCAAAUAGUCGUCUUGGUUCGCUCGUUAAGAGGCCUCAGAGAAGGCAGUUGAUCUCGCCCCCACCACCUCUCUCCUCGCAGCACAUGAAAUGCUUAAUCUUUCUUUUAAUUCACAGGGAUGAUGUAAUACCUAGUCUGCCACUUAUUUUAGUUUCUUAAAACCUGAGCCUUGUGUUGGAGGUUCCACGGCAACCUCGGAUUAAGUGAUCUAAUCAUGAUUCUGCAAGUGCCAAAACAUGCCUGUUUUUGUGUUUUCCUCCCAUGUCGUGACAUUACUUUCCUCACCGGUAAUGCUCAAACAAUAGCCUGUUGGCGCUUAGUUCCCUGAAUGCAUACGUCUUGUGUCCUCUUAUGCGGUCAUGAAGGAGGAUGAUUAGAAAGCAGUCAAUCAGGCCGUGUUGUUCCUGUAUGACCCAUCCUGUGGCAUUUUGAAGGAAAUGUUUUCCUGCGUCCCAGCUGCGGGAGGGCAUUGCUUCCUUCAUGGGCAGGGCCAGGCAGAGCAUUGAGAGGGAGCAAAAGAAAAGGAAAAAAACCUGUAAUGUGGCGCAUCCAUUUAAGUGUCUGUUCAUGUCGACGUCAAGUUUGAGCUGCAUUGUAUGUUUGCACAGAAGUGGAGACUUGCAUUGCACUUACCAAACUAUUUGAUACAUAUUGUAAUUUGUACAUAUGUUUUAUUUAGACUGAUGGCAUUUAGAUGAUGCAAUAAGACUUAUUUAUCUGUGGAUCAAUACCUUUUGUUUUUCUGUUCCUUUAGUCAUUUUUAACAAGCCAAGGUAUCUCGUAUUGCUGUAACGGAAUAACGCGUGGCAUGUAUGUUGAGUAGUGAGAAAUGCUUGACUGACAAGCCAUCGAAAUGUGCUCUUUGUGUGGCAUCAUUUUUAGGUUGUGUGCAUGCAGGUUCAAAGGGAUUGCUCAACAGUUGAUUCGUCUUUGGCUUCACAUAAGUUGCACCGUAGCCUGUGCUAUAAGCCACACAUAAACAUUUGACUUUACCAUUGAACACUUGGCAAUGACGUGGGCUUCUCUAGUAGCCCCUGCAGGCAACAUUUUACGGUUUUACUAGAUGUUUUGUUUUUCCUUCCCAAACUGGCCUGUCCCACAAAUUUGCCUUGUGGUGAUAACUUAUGAGACAUUACUUCUUCAAGUAGACAUUAAUGACAAACAUUAGACUGCAAACCUGGAUUUUAUUUUAGAAAAACAGCGAUGGAAUGAUUUUUUUUAUUAUUGCAUAUGUUCUGUAACAAUACUCACCGAUUUGUUUUUGUUUUUUAUGUAACGCUCGUCACUUAAAAUCAAAGUCUAUUAGCAGGAGCACAAAUUAUGCAGGCAUAAUUAUGUGCGUUUCUCAUUGUUUAUUAAGUGUAUGUUUUGUCGUACUGUGUGGGCGUGUGUAUUUCAGGAAUUUUGCGUAAGUGGUUCAUACAUAUUCUUGAAUCGUUAGAGGAAGCCUGAUAAAAUCUGCAAACGUGAAAUCUGCAAAGAAAAUACGAAAAAAAUGAUUUUCAAGUAAAUGCUAAUUUUAUUUUAUUUAUGGCCUAACCCUAUGUGACGUUUUGCCACCACUUUCACCAAAGUGCUUGUUAUAACUAAAAAUGCAGCUUCGGGAGGACCAACAACAUCAGUUCUGGAACCUGCCAAGCUACAGUUUAGACUCUACAGACGGAAUCCUUUGAAGCUGAUGUCAAUGUUUAGCCAAAUUACCACUCUGCUUCUACUGCAUUUCCAUUAUGUGUGUCUGAAGUAAGGUGAUAAUCUUGAAUCUUUUAUAUCCUGUGGACUCUUACUGGAUGCACAAGAUGACCUUAGAUAUAGACUGUAGCUCUUUGGUUCACCACAUGUUAACAUAUUUUACUUAAAGACAUUUUCCAUACAUUUUAGUCUGUUUGUUGGUGCAGUUGUACCCAGUUAAAAUAAAUGCCUGCCUUAUAAAGGUACUCCUUA